AUGUCGACCAAGAAGGUUCCCUACGUAACGCUCGAUGUCUUCACAAACAAAAGGUUUAAGGGAAACCAAGUAGCCGUCGUCGAAGUCGGCGAUGUCCCUCUGCCGCCGGACCAUAUGCAAAUGAUCGCACGCGAGUUCAACUUCUCCGAAACCGUAUUCCUGCGUCGAAACAGCGAUGGGGCGUUAUGCAUCAAUAUUUUUACUCCUGUCAAUGAGAUGGACUUUGCCGGUCAUCCCGUUAUCGGUACUGGCCAUGUGGUAUUUCGCCGGCUUCUCCCAGGCCUCGUGAAUAGUCCGGUCGUCUCGGAGAUCCCUAUUUUGACAAAGGCGGGACCUGUCGUCGUACGACAUGAUCCGGCGCGACGGACUGUUGCUGCUGAAGUGCCACAUAAUGUCCAUAUCCAUUCCCGAUCUACCAGCAAGGAUAGCCUCAUCGCCACGCAGCCAAGCUUGAACGCCCAGACAUCCUCGUUGGAAGAGGCUUAUCCGGCCGUCUCUAUCGUCAAAGGCGUCACCUAUACAUUGGUCGAUUUUACAAACCACCCCGAAGCGUUUGCGACUGUUGCCGCGGGCCCUAGCCAGGUGACCGAGCUGGAUGAUGGCUGGGCGCCUUCUUUUAUGGGGGUAAUGUACUAUCGCAUAGCAUCUGAGGCUUACGUUGAGGAUGACAGAAGGGUGCAAGAACUUCGGGUCCGCAUGAUCGCAAUCAACCUCGAAGAUCCCGCCUGUGGGAGCGGUUCAUGUGCUUUGAGCGCUUACCUUGCGCUUCAGCAUGGGGCUGUAAGUGGCAAAUAUAGAUUCUACAUUGACCAGGGACAGGAGAUUGGCCGAGACAGCAAUAUCAUCGUCGACGUUGUGCUGGAUGGCACUGGGAAGGGUGUGUUGAGUGUGUCUCUCUCUGGCCCAGCUACCCUGGUAACUGAGGGCACUUUGUUUCUACCUGAGUAA
Molecule: messenger RNA, 948 nt
Organism: Scedosporium apiospermum
Lineage: Eukaryota; Fungi; Ascomycota; Sordariomycetes; Microascales; Microascaceae
Product: Phenazine biosynthesis-like protein
Exons: 3
Coding region: 1-948 (315 amino acids)
Biological process (GO): biosynthetic process
Cellular component (GO): cytoplasm
Molecular function (GO): isomerase activity
Source: RefSeq, a predicted model, not a curated record